Molecule: messenger RNA, 2118 nt
Organism: Saccharomyces eubayanus
Lineage: Eukaryota; Fungi; Ascomycota; Saccharomycetes; Saccharomycetales; Saccharomycetaceae
Gene: GSY2
Product: glycogen (starch) synthase GSY2
Exons: 1
Coding region: 1-2118 (705 amino acids)
Biological process (GO): glycogen biosynthetic process
Cellular component (GO): cytoplasm
Molecular function (GO): alpha-1,4-glucan glucosyltransferase (UDP-glucose donor) activity
Source: RefSeq, a predicted model, not a curated record
AUGUCCCGUGAUCUACAGAAUCAUUUAUUGUUCGAGACCGCAACUGAGGUUGCUAAUAGGGUCGGUGGUAUUUACUCCGUGCUAAAAUCAAAGGCCCCCAUUACUGUCGCCCAGUACAAGGACAAUUACCAUUUAAUAGGGCCCUUGAAUAAGGCCACUUACCAAAAUGAGGUUGAUAUACUGGAUUGGAAGAAACCUGAAGCCUUUUCCGAGGAUUUGAAGCCUAUUCAACAUGCUUUGCAAACGAUGGAAUCUAGAGGUGUUCAUUUUGUUUAUGGGAGAUGGUUAAUUGAAGGCGCUCCAAGAGUGAUUCUUUUUGAUUUGGACUCUGUGAGAGGCUUUUCGGACGAGUGGAAGGGCGAUUUAUGGUCAUUGGUAGGAAUUCCCUCUCCCGAGAAUGAUUUCGAGACGAAUGAUGCCAUCUUAUUGGGCUACACGGUGGCUUGGUUCCUAGGUGAAUUGGCUCACUUGGAUUCUCAACAUGCCAUUGUUGCACAUUUCCAUGAAUGGUUGGCCGGUGUCGCGAUACCCUUGUGCCGGAAAAGACGUAUUGAUGUAGUUACGAUUUUCACUACCCACGCUACUUUAUUGGGAAGGUAUCUAUGUGCCUCUGGUAGUUUCGAUUUUUACAAUUGCUUAGAAACCGUUGACGUCGAUCAUGAAGCUGGAAAAUUUGGUAUUUACCAUCGUUACUGUAUAGAAAGAGCCGCUGCUCAUUCCGCCGACGUUUUCACCACAGUGUCACAAAUUACCGCUUUUGAAGCAGAACAUCUUUUGAAAAGAAAACCAGAUGGGAUCUUGCCUAACGGGCUGAACGUAAUCAAAUUCCAAGCAUUCCAUGAGUUCCAGAAUUUGCAUGCUUUGAAAAAGGAGAAAAUCAACGACUUUGUUAGAGGCCACUUUCACGGCUGUUUUGAUUUCGACUUGGACAAUACCUUGUACUUCUUUAUCGCUGGUAGAUAUGAGUAUAAAAAUAAGGGUGCUGACAUGUUUAUUGAAGCUCUAGCUCGUUUAAACUAUAGACUGAAAGUAUCUGGCUCUAAGAAAACCGUUGUGGCGUUUAUUGUCAUGCCUGCCAAGAACAAUUCAUUUACAGUGGAGGCAUUAAAAGGCCAAGCAGAAGUGAAAGCCUUAGAAAACACUGUAGAUGAAGUGACCGCCUCAAUUGGUAAGCGGAUAUUUGACCACGCCAUCAGGUACCCACACAAUGGGUUGACUUCCGAAUUGCCAACAGAUUUAGGCGAAUUGCUGAAGAGUUCUGAUAAAGUCAUGUUAAAAAGACGUAUUCUAGCUUUAAGAAGACCUGCGGGAGAAUUACCUCCAAUAGUGACACACAACAUGAUUGACGAUGCUAAUGAUUUGAUUUUGAAUAAAAUCAGACAUGUUCAAUUAUUCAACAGUCCAAGUGACCGUGUCAAAAUGAUUUUCCAUCCAGAAUUUUUGAACGCAAAUAAUCCAAUUCUUGGUUUAGACUAUGACGAAUUCGUUCGUGGUUGCCAUUUGGGUGUCUUCCCUUCAUACUAUGAACCUUGGGGAUACACCCCAGCAGAAUGUACCGUAAUGGGUGUUCCUUCUAUCACAACGAACGUCUCUGGGUUUGGGGCUUAUAUGGAAGACUUAAUCGAGACCAACCAAGCUAAAGAUUAUGGUAUUUAUAUUGUAGAUCGUCGCUUUAAAGGGCCAGAUGAAUCUGUGGAACAACUGGUUGAUUAUAUGGAAGAGUUCGUGAAAAAGACAAGAAGGCAAAGAAUAAAUCAAAGAAACAGAACCGAAAGACUAUCUGACUUGUUGGACUGGAAAAGAAUGGGGCUCGAAUACGUAAAGGCAAGGCAAUUGGCAUUAAGGAGAGCAUACCCUGAUCAAUUCAAAGAAUUGGUUGGGGAAGAACUCAAUGAUUCUAACAUGGACUCUUUAGCAGGGGGUAAGAAACUAAAAGUCGCAAGGCCGCUAAGUGUACCAGGCUCGCCAAGAGAUUUGAGAUCAAAUAGUACAGUUUACAUGACUCCUGGUGAUUUAGGGACCUUACAAGAGGCUAAUAAUGCGGACGAUUAUUUCUCUUUGGGCGUGAAUCCUGCAGCCGAUGAUGAUGACGAUGGCCCAUAUGCCGAUGAUAGUUAA